Messenger RNA from Pocillopora meandrina, 10485 nucleotides. The record is from the annotation of a GenBank genome assembly. Lineage: Eukaryota; Metazoa; Cnidaria; Anthozoa; Scleractinia; Pocilloporidae.
AUGGGGAACAAGCAGACCUCCCAGCUAGAGCCAAUCAAGCUAUCACCACACAACGAAAGCCUUUCGAAAUUAUUUAAGGUAUCUCGAGCGUUUCCGUCUGGGGAUUGUAGAAACUAUUAUACGUUGUGAAUUUUAAUAUUUCUGCAACAUCUUUCAGCUCGAGCUAGCCAUUUAUUAUACUCGCUGUAUGCUGUAUUUAUGAGUGUUUGUUUCUAAAAACAAAGACCGGUAGUCUUUCGGCAAAAUUUCCGCACAGCUCAUACUUUAUUAGGCAUACAGUUCUUGGAUGAGGAAAUCAAGGGCGAAAACAAUAAAUUGCCUUCGGAACAAGGUGUCCAGCCUUUUCAUAGAAUAGCGUAGGGGUAAAGUUUCAGCACAGCCCCAUACUAUUGUCAAAACAAAUCUGUUUUCCCAAUGGAAAUGUAUUGUUUUUUUUAAUUGUUUUCUCUAGUCAAGAACUGAAUGCAUAAUGUAGUAUGGGGUUGUGCGGAAAUUUUACCCAGCUUUUUCCUAAAAUAGCAUAGGGUUAUAAAAUUGCCUUCGGGAUAAGGUGUCCAGCUUUUUCAUAGAAAAGUAUAGGGUUUUAUUAAUCUUUUUCUUAAAUUUAAAAUCGUGUUGAAAUUACAAUUAAAGCAGAAAAUUCUGGGUAGAGUAUAUCAGAAUUCCCACACUGAAGGUCAUGUAUGGUGGCCAAGGGCUGCCACUCAAAAUUUUACAGUUUUUCUAGGAUUGAAUAAAAAAUAAAAGAUAAAAAUAAACCAAAACUGAAAAUGAAAUGGAACGUGGCUGCAAAACAAAGGAAAAAGAACAACUGAAAGAAAAAUGGAGUAAAAAUCAAAUUUAAAAGCAAAAGUAAUAGCAUUGUCAAAGAGAAAUCAUUUUGAAAUAAAACUGAAAUCCAAGGGCAAUUCAUGUGGAAAUAAAAAAUAAAUUCAACAUCAAAUCAAACCAAAAGUCAAAGUGAAUAUCACUGUGGCGGAGGGCUGCCACUACCAUGAUACUGUGCAGGCAUGAUUGUAUGUCUCAUCAUGCGUUGUGUCCCUUUACAGAAGUUGUAAAGUUGUUUUGGUCUUGAGUGAUUUUAGAAGAGUUUUUUAGUAUUUCAAUGCCUUAAUUUUUUUGUGCAUUGUUACUUGAUCUACUUAACAGUACCAUCAUUGAAAAAUAUGUCAAAAUGAUAAGCCUUCUAUCAAGCAUUCUUAGACUCCAUGCACAAAGUGGAAAGUCAUUAGUGAGGAAAUUUAUCAUCUCUUGUCUUUGUGAUCCUUGCCUGAUAUAUUUCAGCCAAGCCUCUUCAGGAUCGGCAUUAUUUUUCCAUAAGGCUUCUCUGAAAUCUGACAUCAAAAUACUAAAAAACUCUUCUAAAGUAACUCAAGACCAAAACAACUUUAUCACUUGAGUCAAAGGGUACAAUGUAUGAUAAGACAUACAAUCAUGCCCGCACAGUAUCAUGAUAGUGGCAGCCCUCAGCGAUAUUCACUUUGACUUUUGUUUUGAUUUGAUGUUGAAUUUAUUUUUCAUUUCAACGUGAAUUGCCCUUGGAUUUCGGUUUUAUUAUUUUAUAAUGAUUUUUACUUUGACAAUGCAAUGAUUUCUACUUUAUUUUACUUUCAAUUGUUCUUUUUCCUUUGUGUGCAGUCAUGUUCCGUUUUACUUUUAGCUUUGAAUUAUUUUUUCUUUUAUUUUUUAUUCAGUCCUAAAAAAACUGUAAAUUUCGAGUGGCAGCCCUCAGCCACUAUAGUCAUGGUAGACCUGCAGUUUAUCUAGAAUAUCAAAGCUCAUGUAGAUUUUGGUAAAAGUUGUUAUUUUGCUGUUUAUAUUUCCUUCUUAUGUAACUAAUUUUAAGAAUUGUAACAGCUUGCAUGUUUUUUAUGGUAGCUCACUUGAAAGAAUGGGAGCCUGGGGACAGGGAUAGAAUAUGAUAUAAGCCUGUUGGCAACCUCAGGGUCCCAUAGUCCUUUCACUUAUUUUUGAAUGAAAAGUAAGUUAAAUUGGUGCAAGAGAUGGAAUUUUUUUAUCUGGUAUAAUUAAAUAACAGGAACUUGCUGAAGUUACAGAUGGAAUAUCAUCCAUAAGAAAAGAAGUAUUUCAGGUAAAGCAGACUUUUGUUUUCUGGUUAUGACAGAACCCUUGUUUCGUGGCGCUUUUGAUUUUUUUUCCCCUUUUUUUCAGUAAUACCAUAUAAGAAACACAGGCUGUAGAGGUUUUUGUAGACCAUUUAAAAGAUUGAUUUUUGUAAAUGACUUUUAAUUUGCAGUUUAUGUUUAUUUCAUUUCAGAACUACUUCAGAUCUGAAGUAAAUGAAUUUGAUGAGCCACUCUUCUCACUUAUAGCAUUAAGUGGAGGAUGUGACAGGAAUGCAGUGCAACUAGGAUGUGAUGAGUUUGUCAAUGGAUUUGAUGUUUUCUUAGAAAAAGGUGUUGACUCUGAAAUAAACAUUACUUGGUGUAUCCCUUUACAUUGUUCUACUAAGGAUUCUGUAGGUUUGAUAGCCACUACUCCCUCAGUCUGAUCUUUUUUCAGCCUAAGGUGUUACUUUAAAGGAAACACCCCUCCCCCUCUAAAAAAGUUGCUCUUAGCCACCACUGAAAUGGAAUUGAUGUCAGCGCAGAAGCUGCCAUCUAGAAUUUACAAAACUGACUUAUCUUUUACAAAGUGAUAUCAUUUUACAGAGCAUACUUGAGUACUUCUCUUUUCACUUAUGUUGAUCAACUUAGUUAGUUGGUUCUUCAACUAAAGUGCAGCAGACAGUACUUUUCCCCCUCCUAGCACUCUAGCCUGUAGUUGCAUUCUUGACUGCAAUUGUGAGUCAAUUGAGGUGAUACCAUUGAAACUAAUAUACCAUGCUAGAGUAGUUACUUUUAGCCAGAUUUAUUGAAUAUGCUCUAAAUCACAUGGCAUGAGGUGGAAAAACUAAAAAAUGAAAGUCAAGGACCAAUUAAACAAAAAUGCCUGAACCAAAGAUGUGAGAAAACAAAAUAACAUGAAGCAAAGUGAUAAAUUAUGUUGCCCAACUCCUAAGAGAGUAAAAUAGGGGUUGUUCCACUGAGGUUAAUUAUCCAGAUUGAUUUGUACCCUCUAUGUGUUCUUCUGCUGUAAAUGAUUACAUCGCAAAAUCAGUUUUUGGCAAAUGCUUGAAUUACAACUGUCAAACAUUAACUAGCAAAAUGUUCAAGUGUGACUCACGUCACACCUGUAUUUAGUAACCACAUUUUAUAAGUCACUUUGUGAAUGAUGAGUUGUUAACUAUUUUUCCUUCUGAGUAGGAAUGAUAAUUUAUUGAUGCUCUUUAUUAACAUCUGAAGCUAGCUUUUCCUAUGGAAGAUGUCCAAGAGCAGAAUGUUAUGCCCUCUUAUAUGUGUGGUGUGGUUAUUUCAUUUCCAUAGGAGCAACAUCUGCAGGAAGAUUAGAAUUAUACUUUGCACUGUUUAGUGAUGGACAAUCAACCAUGUCAUUUACAGGUAAAUUAUCAACUGGCAAGGUUUAUUUUAUUUAGGAAUAUACCACAGAGUCUAGAGUCUGGAGUUUGACUCCAGCUAGGCUGCAAAGGAGUUGUACAAAGGAAAGAAUUAAAUGGCCAAGAAAUAUGAAGAACACAUGCUCCAUUCCACCCUGUUAAUGCUUGCAUUCAGUCUUGUUGUGAGGGCAGAUCUUGGCAAAUGGUUUGUGGUCCUACUGUUAAUGUUGUCAGUAUAUUUCCAAAUGUUAUGAUGGAUUGAUUCCUAAAACAUCAUUUUUUCUUAACCAAUAAAACAGAUCUGGUAGAGAUGUUCCAUAUCUCACGAUCUCUUGCUGUUGUUGUGGCUGGUACUGCCCUUCAGAGUCCUAAGCCUGAAUCACAGACAAUAGCAGAUGUGUGGGCAAGGUCAAUUGUGAGUUGAAAGUUUUCUUGUUGAUGCCAACUAUUAUUUGUCAAAAAUUUUUCAAAGGCUUAAAAGUCUGCCAAGGCUGAAGUCAUCUCAUGUGUAACUGACACUAAUGAUGUUUCGUAUAAUGUGUAUACAGGUAUUUCAAUUUACAUUGUCGGAUCAAAGCUUCAAGGGUACGGGACAAGACCAAAAGGCGGUAUGGGUAGAUUAGAAUUAAUUUUAGGCUUUCGGGGUUGUCGGUGCGAGAUGGACAUGGAGGCUGAAAAUACAAUUAGAUUGUUUCAAAGAGCAACAAGAAUAUUAUUCAUUAAGAUCCCAUAUUUUGUCUUGUAGGCCUUUGAUCCGAUUUGAAAUAGCUGUAUUUUUCCUGAUAAAAUGGUAGGAACAGCUAUGGCUCAGCUGAGUUACUUUUAAUUAAUUGUGUUUGAAUCAACAGGAAUACCCUGAUUUUUAAUUUAGUUACCUUAAAUUUGAACAAACUUAAGUAUGGCUCUACAAAUGAUUGGUGAGGCCUAAAUUUCUUAAAAUUCCUCUUCUAGUAAAUUAUUUGAGGAUGUAGAGUAUAUGCACAUGAGUUCUGAACAUUGUGGGCAUGCUAUAAUUUAAGCUGCAAUGAUUUUAAUUUUUUGAAUUAUUUCCUUGAUUGUGGUGAAUGUCAAACUUUAUUUGGUGAAUGAGAUAAAUUCACAACAAAUGAAGCUUAAUGUGCACAUCACUAGUAAUUUAGCCUAUUUUUGGUCAUCUUUCUGCAACUGAUGUGAGAUAAGCUAUAGAGUACACAAGGUAAUGAAUGUAGUAUUAUCAGCUGAGUUGAUAACAUAAGUUGGCCACCAUAAAGAGUUGAAAAGCUGAUGCUUUGAGUGUUAGCCCUUUGUCAGAGCUUUGUAUUUGCUCACCUUUUAAACUCUUUAUGGUGGCCAAAUUAUGUUAUCAACUCAGUUGAUAAUACUAAAUUCUCCUGUUAUACUCUCCCACCGACACAGCACCACAGUUUCUUUAGAAAUUUACCCUCUUAACCCUGUCUCUCCCAAGAUCUGAUUGUUAAUUCUCUCCUCUCUCUGCCACACAAUUCCUUGUAAAUUAGUUGUGAGAAUUUGAUGUAAGAUCAAGAUAAAAACUUCUACCCGAUAAGUUUGAUUAUUCUCAUGAACUGUUUGCUAGAAAAUGUAAAAAUAUCAUAGGGAGAAGUUACAUGUUAGUCACUUCUGGGAGUUAAAGGGUUAAAUAGUUUAUAGAGUACACAGUUAACUAACUGUGUUAUUUUUAUUACACCUCAAUUUUUGUUGCCUUUCCUUUUUUAAAGAUUGGUGAUGAUGACAACACUCAGGUAGACUGUCAAACAUUUUGUAGCUGGGCCAAACAAAACUGCCCAAGAGUGUUUGAUGGAAUUCACUGCUGGAUGAGGAAAAUGCUCCUGCAAAGAGGAAAUUCAGCUGCAGCAGCCACUCCAGAGGUAGCUACUGUUAUCUACUGUUAUCUACUGGGAGGAGGCAGCGUGGUGGGAGUGGUCGGGGUAAUGUUCUUGAAAUCACAUGGUCCUAGGUUCAAACCCUCCAUCCUGCCAUUCCUCGCAUUUGUUCUUGGUUGCCCUGAGUUCAACUCCUUUGGCUGCUCUUUGUGUAAAGCCAACUGAUCUGCCUUCUGCCAGUUGCUAUUUUUAAACACUCUGUUUAGUUACUGUUUCAUUCAUUUGUAUUGGCUCAGGAAAGACUGGAGGGCCCCAUUGGGAGAGUGGUAAAUUGAGUAUACAAACACACAUACAAAAUUUCAUGAAGUUAAAGGACCACCACUAGUAAUUUUGUAUUAUUUCACCUCCUUUUGUUUUACAAACACAAUAAGAUAUUUUUAGCCAUAGCAGCAAUCCAAGCUAGUGAGAGUAGGACGCACUAGUCUUGCAGUUGUUCUGGCACACAUCAUCAAGCCAUUUUAGAAAAUACAAUAAUUGAUUCAGAAGAAUGUACAAGGACAAUGACUAAUUUAGGUAAUUUCCAGAUAAGUUAAGCCCGUUUGUAGUAAAUUAAUUGUCACUUGAAUGACUCUUUAAUGUUUAGGGUAACUGCAUGUUUAUGUUACAGGGAUUUCCAGCAAUACCACGCGUCUUAGAUCCAAUACACAGCCAUUCCUUACUGAAUACAGAAACCCUGUGGAUUCUCUCCACCAUCCUGCCACAUUGCUUCAUAAGAGGUACCCCUUUAACAUUCAACACAGGCAGUCUCCAGUCAGAAGUCUUAGAAGAAAGAAUUGCAAACCCUUUAGAGAGAGUAAGCUAAUUUCGUCUUGUAACACUUUCAAUACCCCUUGCUAACCAACUUCAAGGUCCAUAGUGUAAGUUACGAACCGAGCUUUUUUCGCCUGCUAAAGCGAAGCGCUGAGCGCGCUAGCCUUAAAUUCUAGCGGAAAGAGCAAGGUUCCGCAACUUACAGUACUGACCGGGAAGAAAAAGUUUUGUAAGAUAUUUAUGAUAUCUCUGGGUUUAGCUAGAGGGGAAAUAUUUCAAUUCAAACAAACCUCUGAAUUUAGCGGGCCGCACAGUGAAAUACGGCUCGCUAAAUUGAUCAAACAUAGCGCACAAUACGUAACUGAGAGAGAAAAUGGUGAAGUGUAAUUCUCGAUUGUUGUUAAGGAAUCAUGCAAAAGAAAAAAAAGCAAGACCUAAUUCUAAGACAGCAUGAUCUGAAAAGUAUGAGCAGAGAGGUUUUAGCCGGUGUAGCUGGCUAGCGGUUUUGUGUGUGCUUUGAAAUAUUAAGUGGGGAAGCUCUGUAAAACAGUGAUGAAGUUUGCAGUGCUAUGUUGAUGUUUUAUCCACUUUCUCACUGUUUUCUGAAUCUUUCCAGUGUAAAGAAUGGACCUUACUCUAUGAUAGUCGUGAACAUGGUCAGAGUUUAAACAGGUGAGUGAUUUGCUGAACAUUUCUGAAGGGAUAGAGGGAGUUGUUGAGCAUAUGGUAUGAGUGCGGGUCAGAGACAAUAAGCAGACGUCAACUGUAACAGUAUGCAGGACGCGUGUCACCCCAUAAGUACCUGACUCAUUAUAGAGUUCUUUGUAGUUCAGUUGUACAGCCUUGCGAGUAGGCCUUCUUUCAUAUGUGCUUCAGGACGCGUGUUUCUCCGCCCGCGGAAAAUUUGAGACAAGUCGGGGAGAGGUUUAUGCCAGGUUCUGGCAGUAAUAGCGUGAGACUUCUUGUAGAUCUCUUGUCGACUCGCGCUGCUCAAGCGCUGGUAAUGAAGGUCUGCUGACAGGCUAUUUUUGAUAAAGCACCAAAAGGUCUGAAGUUUGAUUCCCCAUGGGAACUCAUAUUUUCUAACUUUCGUGAAUAAGUACAUGACAUCUCUCGCUCAUACUGUACAGUUUUCAGGAAAUUAAAUCAGCCUUUACAGCUUGGGGUGUAGAGAAAAGUAACAACAUACGAGGGGUUUUUAACAGAUUUUUCCAUAAGAAGCUGCCAAUCUUGUAAUAUGCAGCUGCGUCCAGGAAAGGAGCCAUAAGGCUAAAUACAAACACGUGAGCCUGCCGGCUAAAGAGACGGGGGUAAGAGAUCUUAUAGGCAGCGGUAGACCGCCACAGUAACCGGCUUUUGAUAAAACCGCUGAUUUAUUGUUAGAAUUGUUUGGUUUCGGUAUUAGUCACUGAUAGUAUUUUGAUUUGAUUUAGGUUCAAGCAUCACUGCAUGGAUUACCGUGGACCUACUGUCGCUCUGUUAAAGGUUGGAAAGGAAGGAUUGCUCAUUGCAGCUAUUGAUGUCGAAUGGAGGUAAGGGAUCGAAGGCAUAUAUGAAACAGUAUACAUGCCUUACUUUCCAAGCCAAGAGAAGUCUCAAGAUGAUUUUGGCAUUCAUGACUGGUUUUUUUCUGUAUGAUCAAAAUGGGAAAUCUUGAGCGGGCAAUUGUGGUAGCCAAUCAGAAUACAGGAUCCACUCCGACAAGCCCACGUAAGCGUCAUUAUAAACCCUAUCUUGUCACUGUGUCAGUUCGUAAAUUCUUUUCUAUAUAAAAAGGUUGUCAUUUUUAAGCCACAUGCAUUUGAUUGUGUGUUGGUCUUGAUGCUUUAUAGACUAACCCCCCCCCCUCAGGGGUUUGUGUGAAUGUUAUUGGUAUCGUGUCAGUUGUUUGUCAUACCAGAUUGUAAAGGUAUUGUAAAACACAAAUUGACUAUCGUAAUUCUCAUUUCUAGUUAUCAUAAUGAAAUAAAACUGCUUGUCGGUCGUUUUCUGAAGUGAGAGGUUUAAAAACCAGUUGACCAAGGUAGUUACUCAGAGUUAUGACUGUAAUGUUCCAUCCUUUGUCCUUCAGGGAAUCAUCAUCAAGCUGGGGAAACUCUGAAUGUAGGAUUAUUCAAGUGAGACCCAAGUUUCGGUUGUUGAGAGGUGAGAAAUAUGGACGCUUACAGUUUGAUGAAUACACGGGGUAACCGAUUAAGUCGACUGGAAGUCAUCUCGCCGAUGUUAUGUCGCCCUAAACUAGAGGGCAAGAUGACUUUCGGGCUAUGUGUGCGCGUGUAGGAGAGAGGAAGCUCUAGUAUUCAUUUGUUGUCUUUGUCUGCUCCAUGCAAAUGUUCAAAGGAUAUUAGGGAAUCAUCAGCCAGAUCAACCCUAAAAAUAGUCUAUUGACUGAUUUGCGAAGCUAAGGUUAGCUAAGCUUGAUUCAAGGGAACGUCAAUACAAUGUCGGCAGACAAUCGUGUAUGACACUGUAAGAAAAAGUUGCACACUAGGAACGAGGGUUACAAUCUUUUCGUUUUUGUUCAAUAGCUGGUCCAAACUUGAUCUUCUUUAACGAGAGGGCGAGAGGUUUGCCAUCAGGGAUAGUUCUGGGUCAGACAUCAAGGCCUUGUGUCACACUGGAUGCUGAUUUAACUGCUGCUAAACUUCAUUAUCAGAUGGAUUUGACGCCACAGACCAUCAACAAAAUAGAGGUACAAAUAUCACUGCAGCCGCUUAGAUAUACUUGAGAUUCUCAAAUCAAUGUCAGUAUUAGCAACUGCGCACUUAUUCCUCCCUUAACGCAAAAGUAACCCAAACUUGUUAUCAGUUGAUUGUUUUGGGGUUAGGGGAGGGGUAGGUGCGAAGUUGCUGACAUUGAUCCAAAUUCUCAGUACGGUGCUCAGUUGUUCUUGAUACACGCUACGUCUUCACUUUUGAAUCAAACAUUUUGCUUCUUCGGUGUGUUUUUCGAUAUCAGGUUUGGGGAUGUGGUGGACAGGAAUUGAAAGCAAAACAGCAAAAACAACAACAAUGGGAACGAAAACAAGCAGAGAAACUUCAAAAGGUUUGAAAAGCGGAGAUUAAUUAACUUUAAAUUAUUAACUUUGAAAAUAUUGAUCUGAUAGCAGAGUUUCUCUGGAAAUCCAGGUUCCAAGUAACUUUAAUUGGACGAAGAGAGGGGUUGUUUUAGAUCAGGAAUAGAAAACAGUCAUAACUUUAGGGAUACACACGGAUCACAGAGGAGGUCUUACGGGAAUGAACGCAUGCAUGGUAUCAUUAUAAGAAAGUAGGCCAUGCGCAAUAAAAUCAGUGGGUACUUCCAUGAACUAAGAGUGACGCUUUUUUUCCUGCUACAGGUAAAGCGACCUGGGAGGUGGGAUGACAACCCAGACAAAGCGAUUCUGGACAUGGCCGGUGUCACUACAAACCACAGUCAACGAUAAAACAGACUGCGCGCAUCCGAUAUUUCAUCGACAUAACUCGGAAGACAUAAUUGUUAUUCAAUUGAUGCUCUUCAGGGUUACUCCCACGUUUGCAAAGAAUUUUCGUAGGAAGGAAUGCGAUUUGAAUAUCACUGAGGAAAAACAACCCAAAAAAAGCAUCUUCGCCUCGAAAAGAUUCCAACAGCAAAACAGGAAAAGCUCUUUUUGACACAUCAUUGAAAUACUUGAAAUAUUGGGGGUUAACUUGGUAGUAUUCCGAGCCCAUUUAUCAUAUAUUUCAGGAAGUGCGUUAUCGACUAAGUGUGUGGUAAAAUUAUGAAGUGUGUUGCUGUUCUGUUUUGAGGUCAACAUAGCUGGAUAUUGUUUAAGUUCUCUUUUUGCCGUUUUUGUUGCACUCAAGGUAAAAACAAAAAAUAACGGGACCAAUAUCCAGCCAAUCUGAUUGAACAAAUUUAGUUUGGUCUUUUUUUCGUGUUCAAAGCGGGCAGUCCCGAGCGGAAAAGUUUGGCCAUCUUGUCCACACGGUAGCCAAUCCUAAAAAAAAAACGGCUCGCUUCGUUGUGUCGUCCAAAGAUUUAGUUUUCAAUGUAUCUUAGAAUUUCUUAAGAUAAUGUAGUCAUCAAAUGAUUAGAUAAAAAAAAGAACCUUUUUUCACGAUCGCACCAUAGUAUCCAAAGAUUUAUCACAAGUUCUACAAGUUAAAAUUUACUUCAGAUAAACAAAAAUUUAUAAUAGGAAAUUUGUAAGGCGGUGAUACAUUUGCAUAUACAUUUCAGAAGAAACCAAGAAUUCGAAAUAUUCCAAGUGUUAUUGGGAUGUUGCAUGCAUUUAUCACUUAAUAAAUGACUGAUACAUUUUACUAUGCCGUAGUUUUUCGUAUGCCUGCUUAUUUCAAGUUUUAACUUCGACUUUCUUUCUCAAGAAAACGUAUUGGGAAAUAUUUGUCGAAGCACGGUUGUCCAUUUUGCACAACA